Tachyglossus aculeatus (Australian echidna) is the source of this 1642-nucleotide messenger RNA. It is a transcript of the gene REN, whose product is annotated as renin. Lineage: Eukaryota; Metazoa; Chordata; Mammalia; Monotremata; Tachyglossidae. Bases 7 to 1203 code for a protein of 398 amino acids. The record is from RefSeq and is a predicted model, not a curated record. Gene Ontology annotation, molecular function: aspartic-type endopeptidase activity. The transcript is spliced from 10 exons. Gene Ontology annotation, biological process: angiotensin maturation.
GACAGGAUGUGGUGCUGGGGUCUCCUGAUCGUGGCCUCGGGCUUGUUCGGUCCAGCCAUGGGCUUCUUCAGACGGAUCUCUCUCAAGAAGAUGCCCUCAAUCCGGGAAUGUAUGCGAGAACAGGGCCAGGUCACCAGGAAGAUGGACAAUGAACUAGGCCUCUCUGCUGGACCAGGGUCCCUUGAAAACAUGACAGUCCCCAUGCUUCUCACCAACUACCUGGACGCGCAGUACUUUGGCGAGAUUGGCAUUGGCAGCCCAGCUCAGACCUUCAAAGUCAUCUUCGACACCGGUUCUGCCAACCUUUGGGUACCUUCUGUCAACUGCCAGCCUAUCCACUCUGCCUGUGAAACCCAUAACCUCUACGACGCCUCCCAAUCGCAGACCUACAUGGAAAACGGAACCCAAAUCACCAUCAGCUACGUCUCGGGGACAGUGAAAGGAUUCUUGAGUCAAGACUUGGUGACUAUUGGCGGGAUCCCAGUCAUUCAGAUGUUUGCCGAGAUCACGAGCCUGCCCACUUCCUCCUUCAUGUAUGCCAAGUUUGAUGGGGUGCUGGGCAUGGGCUACCCCACCCAAGCCAUCGGCGGCAUCACACCCGUGUUCGACCACAUCCUCACCCAGCACGUCCUGAAGGAAGAUGUCUUCUCUGUCUACUACAGCAGGAAUUCCAAGAAUGACCACCUGGUGCCCGGCGGAGAGAUCAUACUGGGAGGAAGUGACCCGUCCUAUUACCAAGGCGACUUCUACUACCUGGAUGUCAGCAAGAAGGGCUUCUGGCAGGUCAACAUGAAGGGGGUGUCUAUAGAUCGCACUCUACAGUUCUGCCAGGAGGGCUGUGCCGCCAUGGUUGACACCGGGGCCACGCUCAUCACUGGCCCAGUGAAGGACGUGAAGCACAUGAUGGACAUCCUCGGGGCUCAGACAAUAGGAGGAAACAUGUAUGCCGUGGACUGUAAGGAGUUGGCUCAGCUCCCUGACAUCUCUUUCCACCUCGGAGGAAGAGUCUUUCCACUCAGCAGCUCAGACUAUGUCCUCCAGGAUUCUGACUUCAACGACGUCCUCUGCCCCUUGGCCUUCAAAGGAGUCGACGUUCAUCCUCCUCUUGGGCCCCUCUGGGUUCUGGGUGCCAGUUUCAUCCGCCGCUACUACAUCGAGUUUGACCGGCAAAAUAACCGCAUUGGCUUCGCCAUGGCCCGUUGAAGGAGGCUGGAUGGAACCCAGCAGCCGGGCAGGCCCAGGGGUCCGGCCCUGGGAGGGCACAGUGAGUCCAGAUCUAUCUCUUUGGAGAUGGCGGAGACACUGUCCACUUUCCUGGCAUCCACCUCUGUCCCUGGCCAACCGUCUUCUUCAGACUCAGCUCCUCACCCUCUGGCCUCCUCUUUGGGAGCCCAGACUUUAGGAAACUUCACUGUGGUUCCCCUCUGCCUCUCGCUCCCCAAAACUCCACUCAAUUAUCGCCAGGAUUUGGAGUGCUUUCUCUCACUCUCUUUCUGUCCCUGUUUCUCUUUCCCAUUUAUGUUCUGUUCCUCUGAUUGGUGUGGGGAAGAGAAAUAAGUCUUCAGUAUUGCUUGUCUGCUGUCUCUCCCCUCAGUCUCUCUCCUGCACUGAUUAUAAAUUGAAUAAAGUCUUUCUGCUCAGA